AGGGGGUGUCCUGCGGGCCGGGGCGGGUCCCGCCGCCCCCGCGGGCUCCGGUGCGUCAGGGGCGCGUCAGGCGGGGCGGGCUCCGCGCGGGCGGCGGCAGCGGCGGCGGCAGCGGGUGGCGGGUGGCGGGUGGCGGGUGGCUGGCGGCGCGCACCGGGCCUCCUGCUUCUCGCUCCGAGGCUGCGGGACGGACGCUCCCGAGAACUCUCUCGCCCGCGGCCGGCCGCGCUCGGACGGCGCGCGCCGGCGGCCCGGCGGUGCCAGCAUGUCGGCUGCCGUGGCGUGCCUGGACUACUUCGCCGCUGAGUGCUUGGUGUCCAUGUCCGCGGGUGCCGUGGUUCACCGCCGCCCGCCGGACCCCGAGGGCGCGGGCGGAGCGGCAAGCUCGGAGGUGGGUGCGGCGCCGCCGGAGUCCGCUCUGCCGGGACCGGGGCCACCGGGGCCCGCGUCGGUCCCCCCGUUCCCCCAGGUCCCCGCCCCCAGCCCCGGCGCGGGCGGCGCCGCGCCCCACCUGCUGGCUGCAAGCGUCUUGGCUGACUUGCGCGGCGGCUCUGGGGAGGGCUUCGGGGAGUACUCGGGGGAAGCUCUGCGUGCCUCGUCCAGCUCCUCCGACCCGACCCCGUGCUCCGGCACGCCCCGGUGCUCCCAGCCGACCCUGGCCUCCAGCGCGGCGGAGGUAUCCGGACCCGCGCGCUCUCCCGGCGCGCUCGUGGUCCCAGGCGCGCCAGCGGUCCCCGGAGCGCCUGCCCACCCUGGCGGGGUCCCUGGCGUGGCCCCUGGAGCCGGCCCCACCCCCGCCACGGGUUCAGUACCUCGUCGGAGGCCAGUCACACCUGCUGCCAAGCGCCACCGCUGCCCCUUCCCGGGCUGCAACAAAGCCUAUUACAAGUCAUCGCAUCUGAAGUCCCACCAGCGCACCCACACGGGUGAGCGCCCUUUCUCCUGCGACUGGCUCGACUGCGACAAGAAGUUCACGCGCUCCGACGAGCUGGCCCGCCACUACAGGACGCACACGGGCGAAAAGCGCUUCUCCUGCCCCCUCUGCCCCAAGCAGUUCUCCCGGAGCGACCACCUGACCAAGCACGCCCGUCGCCACCCAGCCUAUCAUCCCGACAUGAUUGAGUACCGGGGGCGCCGUCGCACUCCCCGCGUCGACUCGCAACCCGCCAACCUGGUGGACAGCUCCGGCUCCGUCCCCGGGCAGGUGCCCAGCUUCACUACCUGCUUGCCUGACAGUCAUUGCUGAUAGCCGUCCCCUCAAGGACGAUCCCCCAGGCCGUUGUCCUUGCUUUCUCUCAACCCAUCCCUCUUUCCCAGAGUGAUUAGACCAAGGCACAGACUGGCUUCUCCGCUGUGAAAGUGGGUCCAGGCAGGCACGUUGGACCCUGGGGAGGGACUGAGGGCCCGAAAAUAACAGGAAUUCUUACAACACGUAUAUCAUCCAAAAGGGGGGGUUGCCUCAAGACAACCCUCAGGAACUUGUAAGAAGGGAUGAACUCUGGUACUCUCUAGAGUCCUGAAGAUUCUCCCUUCCAUGGGAACCAGAGAUGUGAAACUGGAAUUCUCAGGUGCCUGAGGAGCUCCCAGUCUCAAAGGACUCUGGUGUUUUACCCACCCACCAGGGCGGACCUUGGAGAGGGUGUCAGGGGUGGCAGUCUUGGAAGUAUCCAGGACUGGAAUGGUGAGAGGCCUUUGGAAACAGAAAUGAUUUCUAUUUCUGUAAAUGGCAAUGUUUACUAAUGUAUUUUUAGUAUCUUUUAAACAGGGAUCCCAAGUUGAUAGGAGAUUGAUGUCGUCCACUCCCCGAUUGCCCCAGCUACCUCUUCCAGGAGAGGCCAUGUAAGCGUCUAUGUGGAUGUAUGGCUGGGAGAUGCUUUUGGUGUCUGGGGAGUGAUGCGAGUCUGUUUGCAGGUCCUAUUGCAAGGGUUGGAACCUUGCAGCUGCGUCGUAGCUUUUCUUCUCAUUUGGAGUCCUACUUGGAGGGGUAACUUCCUGGCCCACUCACAAGAUUGGUUUAAAAUUUUGGAAACAAUCAUAAAAGCACGAGAAAUAAA
Molecule: messenger RNA, 2054 nt
Organism: Sus scrofa (pig)
Lineage: Eukaryota; Metazoa; Chordata; Mammalia; Artiodactyla; Suidae
Gene: KLF14
Product: KLF transcription factor 14
Biological process (GO): regulation of transcription by RNA polymerase II
Molecular function (GO): RNA polymerase II cis-regulatory region sequence-specific DNA binding; DNA-binding transcription factor activity, RNA polymerase II-specific
Source: RefSeq, marked provisional